AUGGCUGAGAUGGCGGCUGAUGGUGGGCAUGGUGGUGGGAAUCACCCAUUGCGCUGGACAUCUCCAAUGUCUGGGUUCAUGCUACGUCGAUUUGUAGAGCUCAUUGCUAGUGGAGUGAAGACGGAAAAGGGCUUUAAGGAGGUGCAUCUAAACCAAGUGGCUAAGAAUUGUAGUGAGCACUUUGGUCUUUCCAUAACUGGGACCCAAGUGUACAACCACCUCCGCAAGUGGCGUGCUAGGUGGGUGAAGAUAAGUAAGCUCCGAGAUAUUAGUGGGUCGCUUUGGGAUGAUACCAACUAUGUCAUAUCGCUCGAGGAAGAGCACUACCUGGGUCAUAUCAAGAUUUGUACAUAA
Molecule: messenger RNA, 354 nt
Organism: Triticum turgidum subsp. durum (durum wheat)
Lineage: Eukaryota; Viridiplantae; Streptophyta; Magnoliopsida; Poales; Poaceae
Source: the annotation of a GenBank genome assembly